AUGCAACGCGGGGACUCUGAAAAUUCCAUGCAAGAGAAAUCAUCCUCGGCCGGUCUAAUUAAAAUAUUCUCCAAAUUUGCGGACAAAACCUCAUUAAACGGCGUACCAUUCAUCAACUCGACACACAAUUUGUUGAUCAAGGCCGUCUGGUCAUGUCUACUAGCUGCAGCCAUUGGGGCUAUGUUCUUUCAUCUGUACAACCUCUUCAUAACGUAUCUGUCCUUCGGAAAGCAUUCACAAAUCAGCUUGGGUUUUAGCACCUUAGAUUUUCCGGCUGUCACCAUCUGUAACGUCAACAUGAUGCGGAUGUCCCACAAAAAAUCAGCCUCCCGUGAGAUUCAAGAGUUGAUCGAGAAAGUGAGCCCUGAUAAAAUGCUGCAACAGGCCAAACAGUGGAAACCUACCUACGAGGAUGACGAUGACGUUACAACACGGAGAAAAAGCACUUCAUCAUCCAAAAUGCGCUCCACAAAUUUUUUAGACGACUUUAACACAGACUCCAACAUGACGUACCUCAGAAGUAGCGCACAGAACACAUUUUAUGCCAAGAAGUGUGAUGACUGCUGGGAAGGACAGUCAGAGAGCUCUACAUUGUACCAAAACGAAGAGCAGUUUCGGGAUCUUUUCAGUUUUCAAAAUAAGUCAAUACGUUCAGCCCUUGGUCAUCAGAUACAAGACAUGAUGCUGCAGUGUUCGUUUGCUGGCCGGAAAUGCGUGCAGAGCAACUUCACCCAGAUACAGUCAGCGGUCUACGGGAAUUGCUACACAAUCGAGUACGACAAGUUCGUGGCCAGGAAAAGUGGCCCCUCUGCAGGCCUGGAGCUGACCCUCUUCCUUGAGACAAGCGAAUACAUCCCUGGCAUCACCAACGGUAAAGGCCUACAACUGGUCGUCCACGAGCAGGGCACGGUGCCCUUUCCUGAAGACGAGGGCAUCGCUAUCAAUCCAGGCACACAGACACUCCUUGGGUUAAGGAUGGCCUGCCAGCGAAUCUGUGAGCAGCAGCAGAUUAUUGACACGUGUCAAUGUGUAGACGCCCUCCACCCCCAGUUGAUUAUCUACAUGAACGCCACGAACGUCCAACCCUGCAACAACAUCACGCAAAUGGUGUGUGUCACCCAGGUCGAGUUCGCGUACAACGCUAGUGAGGACAAGUGUGGGUGUGCCAGUCCUUGCAGUGAAAGCCUGUACGAGAAAACGAUAUCACCCAGACAAUGGCCCAGUCCAUCUUUUGCUUCAAUCCUUGUGGAGAGCAUUUGUCAAGACAGGUCUCCAGAAACCUGCAGCGGUCUCAGGAACAUGUCAGACAAUGAAUUACUCGGUGAGUUUGUGAAACUGAAUAUUUUCUUCGAAGAUCUCAACUACGAGGAGUUAUCUGAGCAAGCAGAUUACACGAGCGUGAACCUACUCUCAGACAUUGGCGGUACCAUUGGGCUGUGGAUCGGGCUGUCUGUCCUGAGCCUGUUUGAGCUCAUUCAUCUGAUGUCGUCGUUGGUCUACUACAUCAUGUGUGGGAGGUGGAGGGCAAAGGAGGACGGGAAAUAUGGCACUGACUGACAGAAGGAAUAUGAAUCUG
Physella acuta is the source of this 1576-nucleotide messenger RNA. RefSeq names its product degenerin unc-8-like. The record is from RefSeq and is a predicted model, not a curated record. NCBI's taxonomy places the organism in Eukaryota, Metazoa, Mollusca, Gastropoda, Physidae. Gene Ontology annotation, biological process: sodium ion transmembrane transport. Gene Ontology annotation, molecular function: ligand-gated sodium channel activity. Gene Ontology annotation, cellular component: plasma membrane.